UUUGCGGACAGUCUAAAGGUUAAUCCAAAUAUCAAUUCGUAUCUUCUUCUCUGUUUUCCGGAUCUCUUUCCAUUUUAUUCCCAAUGGCGUCGUGCAUAGCUCCUUUUCCUGUCUCAGGCGGAUCUCUUGCCAAAGAAGACGGAUUCUCUACCACGAAGUUCGGUUCCAUUCGUAAAACCUCUGGGCUGACUAUUCAAAGGAAAUCAAACCGAGUGGGAGGCAGUCACAGGUUUGGAGUUUCUGCAGCUUACCGCAAUAGGGGUGGAAGCAGUGAUUUUGUUGCUGGUUUUCUUCUCGGAGGUGCUGUGUUUGGCACUGUGGCAUAUAUCUUUGCCCCACAGAUCCGAAGAUCGUUGCUGAAUGAAGAUGAAAAUGGCUUCAGGAAACCAAGGCAGCCGGCCUACUAUGAUGAAGGUCUUGAGAAAACAAGACAGACUCUGAAUGAGAAGAUCGGACAGCUGAAUUCAGCCAUAGACAAUGUGUCAUCGCGUCUGAGAGGCGGCGGAAACAGCAGCAGCUCGCCUGCUGUCCCUGUCGAGACCGACCCCGAAGUAGAAGCUACCACUUAGAGAGAGAUCCACUUAUCAUAUGAUUUGACCUUUCUCUCUGGUUUUCUUGCCCAGAUUGAAACGGGGGUUGAGGAUAACACCAUCUAUAAACGAUUCACCCGUUUCAUUGCUUUUUUUAACAGUGUUUUCUUGCAGACUUUGUCAAGCCCAAGUAUAAAGUUUUGCUUCUUUUUUUUUCCAAUCCUUUA
Tarenaya hassleriana is the source of this 757-nucleotide messenger RNA. RefSeq lists its product as uncharacterized. The record is from RefSeq and is a predicted model, not a curated record. The coding region runs from base 84 to 569 and encodes 161 amino acids. NCBI's taxonomy places the organism in Eukaryota, Viridiplantae, Streptophyta, Magnoliopsida, Brassicales, Cleomaceae. Gene Ontology annotation, cellular component: chloroplast thylakoid membrane; chloroplast inner membrane. The transcript has 5 exons.